UAAGAGAGAAAGGGAAACGCGAAACAUUUUUAGACAAUAACAGACUUGUUUAUUCCUCCAGCAGCCCGUGGAAAAUCCCAUCCGCGGCGUCCAACUGCCCACGGCGGCGUGAGAGUAGUGAAAAAGGCACGAGCGAUCCGGUGAGUGCGCGAUUAUGAGCAGUCCGCAGUCGCCGCAGCACCAGCCCGGCCGGGAGGCGCCAGGCAUGGGCCCCAUCGACGAGGCGGACGCCGCGGAGAUGCCCGCGGCGGGGGUGACGGCGCAGCAGAAGCAGCAGCAGUUUCAAAUGGAAACGGCCGAGCGACCGCCCAGUUUCCGGCACUCGCGCGCCUUCAGGAACUUCAAGAAUCCUCCGCAGCCCAGGAUGUGCAUCCGGGACACCACCGUGGACGGCGAGGAGCUGUUCAUCAACGUGAUGAGCUGGUCCAGGAUCGUGAUGCCGUCGAAUCCCAACGAUCCGAUUCCACUCUACGGCGGAAUGAGGGUCUACUCAGGGAAUCCUCGCUCGCCGCCGCUCGUCUUCGCCGUGAUGGCCAAUCCGGACGUGCUGAAGGAGACGGGGCGCAACAUCAGCGCCGACGAUCAGGCGCGACAGGCGCUGGUGGAGCUCAUGUGCGAGUUCGUGGAGGCGAUGAAUCCGGGGCUGAAGCUGAUGCGAAAGCCGGUGGUGCUGAAGGAUCGCGACCUGUCGGGCGAGCUGAAGGACGUGUGGGGCGCCGUGCAGGCGAAGAGGGACAUCGAGCGCGAGGCGUCCUUCCACGAGCAGAUCGCCAGCGCGGGAACGAGUGAGUCGAACCUAGUCGUGUACACAGAACUGGGCCCCGAGACGGCGCCCACGUACAAGAGCAGCCAGGAGGAGGAGGAGGAGUGCUCGCCACCAAGUGCAAUUACCAAAGCAUCCGCCGAGGAGGAGGCGGUGGAUGCCGGCAAGGCGGAACUGAUCACGAGUGUGCACAACGAUUCACUGCCAGAGACACCGCAGAAUGCCUCAAUAGCCAAGGGGAAGCAGGAGAAGAAGCUGACGGGCUUCCUGCCCAACGGAUGUCACAAUUUCUUCAGCAAGAAGCGGGACAAGGCGGCCGCCAAGGAGCCCAAGGAGAAGUCCAAGAAUCGUGCCAGUAUUAAGAAGUCCGGGAAGGAGGCUGACGGCAAGAGCCUGGAGUCGGAGAUGGCGUCCCUGGACAUCAGUGGGCUCGGCCAGGAGCGCGACGGUGUAGUUAUUAAGGACGAUGCAUUCACGGACAUCGCGCAGUCCGUGAAGACAGCCACAACGGCCAAAUGAGACGCUCCUCGGCGUCCCCGUGACUCUUCACACUUCCUCUGCUCCUCAAUUGCUCCUCCAAUUUCUGAAAUUGUAGACACAAGACUCCGUUUAAUCUCUCAAGACGCUGUUAAGACAUAUUUCGAAUUCCUGCCGUGUGGAACAGUUCGACUUCCUUCAACCUGGCAAUAUUUCAUCUUCCAAAAAGACACUCCAAUUCCCUAUUUUCUAUUCUUUAUUUAUGUACGCCCAUGAUUCUUUCGAAUGUUACUAAUCUUAAGCCACUUGAGCACUGAAUCUUCUUGAAAAAAAAACGUUUUCGUAAUUUGCCAUCUGAGAAUGAGAUUGAAGAAACCCACGAGGUUUUGUUUAUGAGCCUGAAAUGCCACGAAAGAUUAUAUUGAUAGAGAAAAAAAAAGUGAAAUUUAUAUAUUUAAGACACAAUUUCUGCUGAAGAUUUCGCAUUGACGAUAAGAAGAAAACCAUAGAUUUUUGUAAGCGAGUAAAAUUGAUGAAGAAGAAGAUGAAAAAAAACUGCAGGGAAAAUGUAUUGAGAAAAUGUAAUAAUUCUCUAUUUUCACACAAACACACACGACGCAAAAUGUUCUCGAUGUCCUUCGACACUCGCAUUUUCCGCGUUUCUCUUGACGCAAGAAAGUUUUGCCAUAAUUUUUCCAGCAUUUCUUUCUCCAACUUUUAUCAACGGUGGAAAUUUUUUUUCCAAUCCAAUUAUAGAGUAUUUUAAUUGUAUUCACUCUGAUGAUUUUUUUUUCAUUAUUAUAAAGCGUGUGAACUUUUUACUUGUUCGAUGUUUUUUUUUAUUUAGACAUUAUUUGAAGACUAUGAAGCGAUGUUUGGAGCACCAGAGCGCGCUCUAGGCAAACAUUCUUAAUGUAUUCUGCAUUUUUAUAGAAAUUAAUAUACAUUUUUUAAAGUCAAGCAAUCUUUUCAAUUUGUCUCCACACUCUU
This is a messenger RNA of Phlebotomus argentipes, 2230 nucleotides long. RefSeq names its product PIH1 domain-containing protein 2. NCBI's taxonomy places the organism in Eukaryota, Metazoa, Arthropoda, Insecta, Diptera, Psychodidae. The coding region runs from base 155 to 1282 and encodes 375 amino acids. The record is from RefSeq and is a predicted model, not a curated record. Gene Ontology annotation, cellular component: cytoplasm. The transcript has 2 exons.